AUGCCGGAGCGACCGACUACGCCACACAUUCUGUGGCGCGCCUCGGACCGCGUGCGGCUCGCGCUCGACGUGCCAGCCGAGCUCCAAGGCGCGCCGCCCAAGGUCAAUGCAGUGGUAUCGCCAGAAGCGGCGACGCCGAAACCUCGCAUGAAAAAGAUAAAGGCCGCGUACGGCGCGUGGUACCUGCCGCCCAAAGACUGGUGCAAGCAAACCACGCCAGACGGGGCGCGCAGUCGGGGCGCGCAGGCCAAGUCAAGCGAGAGGACAAAGGCGCUCGAGCAAAUCCCAAAGCUCUUCAUUGCGCGCGAGUACCGCAGCUUUAUCGAGUCCCGAAACGCACGCAUGCCUCCGUAUUUGAGCGAGCCGUCGUAGCGUCGUCACGCUUGAUACAUCGAUAGUUUGCAGUGUUAAGCUGUGAACGACUCUACCAUGGAUCGGCACGGAAGCGAGCCGACUUGCCGA
Messenger RNA from Saprolegnia parasitica CBS 223.65, 462 nucleotides. RefSeq lists its product as hypothetical. The record is from RefSeq and is a predicted model, not a curated record. NCBI's taxonomy places the organism in Eukaryota, Oomycota, Saprolegniomycetes, Saprolegniales, Saprolegniaceae. Bases 1 to 372 code for a protein of 123 amino acids. The transcript has a single exon.